UCAAAGGUUUACAUCAUUGCAGCAAUUCACCUCCCAUCUGCAAGAUGUGCUGAGAGAACAGGCAAGCCUGCGCCGAAGACUGAUGAAACCACUGUGUCAGACUAACCUGCCCAUAGAGGCAGAUCUUCACAGGCGAGGGACCUUUUAUUUUUCCUGUGUGUGUUUACAAUAUUCUUAAAUUCUGUACAUAGGAUGGCGCCCUGAUGUGUAUGAUGAUGUUAUAUUGCUGAGUGUACCUUUUUUAAAUGUUAUUCUCCCAGUUAACUGAGGAAUGAUGGUCCUGUUUUAUAGAUAUGUGGUGGAGGUCAUGAGGAUGGCGGUGGACUUCAUUGAGAACUUGGAGGCAAAGAUGAACACUGUUCGUACUAUUCCCACCAUUGAUGAUUCCAUGAGCAAUCUGGUGAGUGCUUUCAAUCAAAUCCCCAGGCCAGAUGUAUUGCAAGUCCUAAACUCUGCCAUGGGUUGUGUUCAGUAGAAUACAUGUAGCUACAUUUUUUUACAAUAGAAAACCUCUUAUCUUCCUCUUGACCCCUUUUAUCCUCCAUAUUACAAGCCUACCCCUUGUUACAUUUAUACUAGCUCAUGUUAAUAAGUAAGUAAAGUAAGUAAGCAUUGUCUGAGCCAGAAUGUCCCAUAUUAUUGUUAAUACUGUACUAUGAUUGUUCAUGUUAAUUUUAUGCAUUGUACUCUCUCUUUCUCAGAACAAUUGCGUUAGCUCAGCUCCUAGCCCAGGUGACAGAGGUGGAAAGACUCUCCAAUCAGGUUCUACAGUGGAGGAGUCAAAACAGCAGCACUUCCAUCAAUGACAUCACUACCUGAGAGCAAUGUGAGUCCCAAUAUUCCACCCUUUUCCCAAGUGUGCACUUGCCUGUCAUGGAUUUAACAAGGGGGUAAACUCCCUACAGCCAAUGUUUACAUGAAUCCACUGCUUUUAAAUCUAUGAUUACAAUUGUAGUGUGUAAGUGAACACUUUGGGAGAAGGGUGGAGAA
Molecule: messenger RNA, 990 nt
Organism: Coregonus sp. 'balchen'
Lineage: Eukaryota; Metazoa; Chordata; Actinopteri; Salmoniformes; Salmonidae
Source: the annotation of a GenBank genome assembly